Molecule: messenger RNA, 291 nt
Organism: Mytilinidion resinicola
Lineage: Eukaryota; Fungi; Ascomycota; Dothideomycetes; Mytilinidiales; Mytilinidiaceae
Exons: 4
Source: RefSeq, a predicted model, not a curated record
GACCCGUCGGAGAGGAUCGAAGACUUCAACUGGGGUGAACUCGAAGACCGAUACCAUGAAGCUAUGGACAAGAACAUAGAUGUCGAGCAACAGCUCACGGAAGAGUGGGCCAAUCUCAUGAAUUUCUUCAGUAUAUGGCAAGAUGCCAGCAAGCACCACGAGGUCGACCGCUCGUUCAGACGCCUUCGGACCCGGAUGGCUCACGUGCAAAACUCGGAAGAGAAUCUCGAAAAAACGAGGAAUCACUACAUCCAUGUUGUCAAGGCCUUCGAGAGUGCGUUAGAUCUGCUC